Molecule: messenger RNA, 2211 nt
Organism: Endocarpon pusillum Z07020
Lineage: Eukaryota; Fungi; Ascomycota; Eurotiomycetes; Verrucariales; Verrucariaceae
Exons: 1
Coding region: 1-2211 (736 amino acids)
Source: RefSeq, a predicted model, not a curated record
AUGACGGGCUCCAAUAUCUUCUCGUUUGCAAGCAUCAAAAGAAAACCGAAAUCGGUCAGAGAUAAUAUAUCCGAUCCUUCGAGCGCAGCGAAGCUCAGGUACAUUGAGACAAAGGCAGUCGACAAUGCAUCGAGGUCGCCGCAGUCUGCACGAGGUCGACAAGCAGAACGUCCUAUGACCACACAGCAAAUUGUGGCAAGCAUCAACGCCUGUGAUGCGAACAGCCAGCACAGUAUUUCGACCUCAGCCAGCCCUGAAUGUCUCCGCAAGCAAUCGACAAGACCAGACCUCGCUGCAACAUCACGGACAAGGUCUAGUCCACACCGAGACCUUCUGAAGAAAGAACAAUCUUCUUCCACCUUACGCUCCCAUUACGAUCGCAAGAAACUGCCGCUUGCAGUUUCUCAGCAGACUUCAGAUUCUUCUGCCCGUGACUUCGCACUACGUAAAGGAUGCCCGCCUGUGAUCCCAAGCUUGCCUCCAGAUGUGUCCUGUCCACCGAAGCCUCACUUCAUCCCUCAGGCUACUCGACAAGCGGCGGCCGAGAAGCGACCCAGCCGUCUCGAUUUCUCCAUGCUUUUCCCUAAACCUUUGCCACGCCAGGACCCACUUCUCUCACCCCAACGGUACACCGACUCUCCUCCUCCGUUGUCUGCAACCUCCGAAAUGCCCUCAAUUGGAGUUCAAUCCCACUUCUUCGCCCACGGCAAGAGGGUGAAUGCCGCUCAAGAGCCGCCCGCCCUAGAUCCUACGCGACUUUUAAGCCGAAAAACAAGGAAGUUGGAACAGAAAUUCGCGAGGACAAAUAUGCAGAAAUCUCGAGGUGGGGUCCAGAAUUGGUUCGAUGGCCUACAAGGUAAUAUCAGUGAGGACGAUGACUAUGAUGAGCCUGAUAUGCAGCCUGCUUUCCUUGAGACCGCCUUCCAGACAGCAUCCGAUAGAGCUCCGUUGGACACUGCUCCGCAACCAAUGAUCGGAUCCUCAAAAAUUGUCUGCCCUGUCCAUGGCCCUGACCAUCACUCAUCCAUCGAUGGGAAGGGUUUGUUCUCGCCAAAGCUCGAACCCCCUCAGGGCAAUCAGCUAGGUGACGCAUUGCACGAGUGGCAAGUGACCAAAGGAAAAUCCAGUGUUGUCGGUCAAUCGUUAAGAAGUGGUUCGACGCUCCUGGACACAGCGGAUCUGCAUGAGCAAAGCGUACUCUGCCUCUCUUCAUCGGACGACGAGGAUGAAAAUGUGCACAAAGUGAAUCAUCGCCAAAUUAAUGAAAAACGAGCACCCUUUCUACGUGAUAGUCUAGGCAUCGACUCUAUCGACUCUGAUGUUGAGAUAGGCACUGCUCAAGCAGUAAAUACCUCCUUUAUGCGGACACACAAGCCGCCUAUGCAGUCAAAAAAUCUCCGAGACAUCUCGUUGGUUAGAACCAAUUCAAAGGUGCAGAAGCCCCAAGCUGUUGAAAUACCAGAUAGAAGUAGCAGCAGGCAAGCCGCUCCACGUUACAAUUAUCCAACAGUACCUUGCACACUUGAUGAUGGCGUUCCGGAAGCCCCCUUUACUGGCCUAGGUGAAUGCCAAUCAGUAACGAGUAAAUGGUCUACCAAAAACGCUCAAAGGGUGAUGCCAGGACAGAGCACGCUGAUGAUGGCUUUGACCCCGCAAGAGGCUUCACUGCUGAAAGCCAUGAGAUCCAAAAAGGCGUCCAUGCGUUACAACACUCAGAUCGAGGUCCACCAGGUCAAAGGUGACAGGGACUCCAAGUCUUCCUCUACUUACCAGCCUUCUGGCAGCCACGACUGGGGCUCUGAAUACACCGAUAGUAUUCGGGCGUCUCUGGAUGCCAACCCGCUCGGGUUCAAGAAAAGUUGCCUUCCAAAAUUGGUUUGGAAGGAGCCAAAUGUGCCUUCAGGCCGAGUGAGCUUGAUAUUCUCCGAAAGUCUUUCAUCGCCAACCACAGGCCGUGACUCGCCGCCUACGCCUACUCUAGACUCGAAUCAAGUGUUGCAUGAUUUCCACCGUUUGGAUCAAUAUAACGACCCUAGCUUGCACACGGUCAAAAUGAAUGAUCUGGGGCCUACGCGCUGCAGGCCUGAAAGCAGCCAACUAAUUGUGCUUGAGAAUUUUCAACCGUCUGAAAAGGAGAGCGUCUGCCCCGAGGAGUAUCCUUGGAUGAUUUCUCAAUUCAAUCAUAGGAACAACUCGCCGAUAAUUCACUGA